CUCAUCUUCAAAUCUAUCACGCCAAGCCCUAAAAAGAAACCUCAUAACCAUUAUAUUGUCGUAGCAAAAAACAUGGAUGCAGAUAGUAACAAGACCAAAUCCAUUAGUAGAAACGUUGUGGACCAACUUGUUGAAGGCUAUGAAUCCGCUACUCAGCUUCAGCUUCUCUUCUCUCAACAACAAUCUGAUCACCACAUCGAUCAGACCCGUAUUGUAUCCGGAGAUCCGGAUCCAGUUAAUAAGCUAAUGGCUAAGAUCUUGGAUUCUUUCCACAAAACCAUAUCGGUUCUUGAUUCAUUUGACCAAGUCACCAACGCCUCUGUCCUCGUUGAGGGUUCACGGAAUGCUUCAUGCGGCGAUGACUCCGUGACUCCAGCGAGUUGCAACGGUGGUGAUUCCGGUGAUAGUAGAAAGAAACUUGGGGCUGGUAAGGGUAAAAGAGGAUGCUACACUAGAAAGAAGAGAUCUCAUACUUGGAUUGUGGAAGCUAGAAGAAUUGAUGAAGACAAAUAUGCUUGGAGGAAAUAUGGACAAAAGCAGAUUCUUAACUCCAAGUUCCCAAGAAGUUACUUUAGAUGCACACACAAGCCAACACAAGGAUGCAAAGCAACAAAGCAAGUUCAGAAACAAGAGCAAGACCCUAAUUUGUUUCAAAUAACAUACAUUGGUAAUCACACAUGUAACGUUAGUGACGCAACACAAGCAAAGACCGAACCUCUCGAUCACGGAAUAGUCAUGGAUUCUGACAACAAAAUGGCUGCAACCAUUGCUCAGGACCAUGUCGAUGCAAAUAUACAAGAGCAAGAGAAUGACAUCAGUAGCCUAGUCGUAAUAGGCGUAGACAUGGUGAAGGAGGAGGAUAAUAACAAUGGUGAUCAGAACAAAGACUAUUGUGAGGGUUCUUCCACAUAUAGUGAUUUGUCAUUUGUUUGGCCAGACAAGAUGAUGCUUGAUGAUCGUCAACAUUAUCAGAAUCACUACUAUCAUGGUGAAGCUAGUACUACUUCUCAUCAAUUCUCUUUCAUUGACAACGGUCAACUCUCCUCCUUAUUUGAUUCAUACUGCCCUUACGAAGGAACAAGUGCUAUAUGAACACUUAAUAUAUCGUAGUUAGGUUAUAUUUUCUCUUCCUUUAUCUUGGAGAGUAUAGUAUAUCUGGUGGGGAAUGUAAUAUUUUUGUUGUAUGUUUGAUAUAAUUCUCUGUUCUACAUUUCUAUUGUUUCAUUUUCUUUGACACUGGAUGUUUUGUACGUGGUACUAUCAAUUGUAUUUUUGA
Eruca vesicaria subsp. sativa (arugula) is the source of this 1276-nucleotide messenger RNA. Lineage: Eukaryota; Viridiplantae; Streptophyta; Magnoliopsida; Brassicales; Brassicaceae. The record is from the annotation of a GenBank genome assembly.